UGGAUUUGUUGAAUUGUCGUCACAUUUUCAACGAUUUUAUUUAAUGCCAGUUGUUAAAUGUUGUAAAUCAACACGAGUCAGGAACAGAGACUUGGUGGUGUAAAGUAUUAUACCUUGCCCGAGUGAUAUUUGUGGAAGAGAAAACGUUUUGUGCGUUGAUGUAAGGCUCACAAAGCAAUACCUGAGAAAACAGGUGUACUUCUGUAAUAACUUUUGUGUUGUUUUCGAUGUGAAAGGGAACGAAUAAAUCAUUUUGAGUUCAACUUUCAUAAUGACGGAUUUCAUUCACAACUUUCUUGGAUGUGUUCUGAACUUCUGUGUACACCAUUUCGUCGCCAUUUCGAUAGUUACCAUAAUUGUGACGUCAUUUUGGUUGGUAAUGCGGAAACCCCACGGAAUUCCCCCUGGACCAAGCUGGACCCUUCCAAUUGUAGGGGACAUGUUAAGUAUAGGAUCUAAGACAGAUAAGAGCAAUGUUACACUACCAUUCCGUAGACUAAGGAAGAAAUACGGCGAUAUCUACAGUGUCUAUACUGGCCCGAAGUUAACAAUAGUUGUGAGUGGAAUUGACAACAUCAAGGAGUUGCUGAUUAAAAAUGGCGAUGUCUUCUCCGACAGACCACCAACUUAUCUCAAUGAUUAUCUCAGUAAAAGAAAAGGCUUGGUAUCUACCUCAGGGUUUCAUUGGAAAGAACAGAGGAAGUUUGCCGUAGAUACAUUACGAGAGUUUGGGUUUGGAAAACCAAUAUUAGAAGGGAAGAUACACGCUGAGCUGGAAAUUCUUGUCAAUGAAAUCGGAAAACAUCGUGGCGAAAAAUUCAAUUUUUUCAACCUGAUACAGUAUUCAGUGGCUAAUAUAAUAGCCUCUAUUGUUUUUGGUAAACGUUUUGAAUACGACGAUCCAGCUUUUAACGGGUUCAUUGAUAGAAUGAACGAUACAUCCGCAUCUUUUUCUGGAGCAUUUCUGGUGAAUGUUCUUCCUAUUUUAAGAUUCCUCCCAGGUGAUGUGUUCAGCGUUAAUAAAAUACACAGUAACAUGGAGAAAAAUCGGGAGACUCUUUUUGAACCUGCGAUCGAAGAACAUAAAAAGCAUUUCAAUCAAUAUGAUACCGAUGAUUUUAUCAGUAGUUAUAUUAAAGAAAUGAAAAGGAAAACUGGCCAGAAAUCCACAUUUGAUGGAGAACAACUCAUCUUUUGUACCAACGAUCUAUUUUUAGCCGGAACCGAAACAACCUCCACGACUAUUUUAUGGGCUAUCGUUUAUUUCUUACAUUAUCCGGAAGUGUUAGGCAAGUGUUACCAGGAGAUCCAGGACGUGGUGGGAUCAGGCCGACUACCAUCCAUGAAAGAUAAACCUAACAUGCCAUAUCUAGAAGCGGUCACAACUGAGUUAUUGAGGAUCUGUAACAUUGCUAUACUUAACUUGCCACGGGCACCUGCUCAUGACGUUACAUUCCAGGGUUAUAACAUUCCACAUGAUGCUAUUAUCAUUCCUAAUUUAGAUUCGGUGUUAUCAGACGAUUCAGUCUGGGGUGACGCAGGUACUUUCCGCCCUGAACGAUUUCUGGAUGAAAAUGGAAAGUUUGUCAAACAUGAACAGUUUCUGGCCUUCUCUAUUGGUAAAAGAAACUGUCUUGGUGAAUCCAUGGCGAAAAUGGAGUUAUUUCUCUUCCUGUCCACUUUGAUACAAAGAUUCGACUUUAAACCAGUCAAGGGCAAUAAUCUACCAGGCUUUACAGGAACGUUUGGUGUAACCCAUAUACCUAAGAAAUUCAAAGUUCACGCUAUACCUAGAUGA
This is a messenger RNA of Lottia gigantea (owl limpet), 1798 nucleotides long. RefSeq lists its product as hypothetical. The coding region runs from base 272 to 1798 and encodes 508 amino acids. Gene Ontology annotation, biological process: xenobiotic metabolic process. Lineage: Eukaryota; Metazoa; Mollusca; Gastropoda; Lottiidae. Gene Ontology annotation, molecular function: oxidoreductase activity, acting on paired donors, with incorporation or reduction of molecular oxygen, reduced flavin or flavoprotein as one donor, and incorporation of one atom of oxygen; iron ion binding; heme binding. The record is from RefSeq and is a predicted model, not a curated record. The transcript has 5 exons. Gene Ontology annotation, cellular component: intracellular membrane-bounded organelle; cytoplasm.